AAAUGUCCCAACAUUUCCGGAAUUCGGGUUGUAAGUACUAAGUACCUACUCAAGAGAGUAUGUGAUUUCGGAUGCAGCCAGGGACUGCAAUCAAACAUCUAACAGCAGCUGCAGCAACACAAUGACCUUCCCGAUUGGCUCUUUUAUUUAGAAGGUGGGAGAUAUUCAGCCAUAUUGCACUUUCUACCAUUCAUAGUAAUAGGAGUGAACCGCCUUUGUAUAUCUAAAGUCUUUGGUAGACUUUCGCAGGGGUUUGUAUCAUUUCAAAGCCUAAAUUUUUAUUGUUAAAUCCAGACCUGAAGCGAACCUGAAGUGCAGUUUUUUUACCUGAAUCAACUGUACAGUUAUGUGUGAUUAUGAACCAAUGAGAUUUCAUUGUGGGUAGGGCUAUCAGAAAGUUGAAAGGCACUAUUUGAAUUUUUUAUGGCACACAAGUAUGAGUGUACCUUCUGUAUACCUUCUGUAUAUCUCUAAUUGCUAAUACGUGAACUGUUGUUUUUUGUUGACUUUCUUGUGAAACUGUAAGACUGAUAAUAUCUCUUGUUCUAACUCUCUUUUUUUCCUCUUCUUCUUCUUCUUUUUUUUUCUUUUCUUUUGAUUAUUCAUGCAGGAAGGAAAGGGACGUGGUAGUAAUAAUCAGUUGUUUAUUCUCACAAAGCUGUCAGAACUCAGCCAGCAAGUAUCGGAUAAUUUCCACUGAAUAAUUCCUAAACCCCAGACAAGCAGGCCUGAUAAAUCUCAGUAAAAUCACAAAAGAUAAAACGUUGGCAGCCAAACUUCUUAAACAUGGAAGUUACUACAGAGUACACAUACUAUGAAUUUGUAACUCCCUGCCCGGACACCAUACAUCAUCUGAACAGCACGGUUUUGGUCCUAGUCUACAUCAUAGUCUUCUGUCUGAGCUUGCUGGGUAACACCGUGGUGAUACUCGUGGUGUUUUUCAUGGAGAACCGCAGGACGUCUACUGACGUAUACCUGAUGCACCUGGCCAUAGCCGACCUGCUCUUUUCUUUGACCCUGCCGUUCUGGGCCACCAACCUUCAUGUCGGCCGCUGGGCGUUAGGCACUGUUAUGUGCAAGCUGCUAUCAGGCAUUCAGGAAACCACAUUUUACUGCUGCGUCUUCCUGCUGGCAUGCAUUAGUGUUGAUCGCUACCUGGCCAUCGUGAAAGCAACCCAAUUCCUCAACCAGAAACGCCAUCUGGUUGGCAUAGUGUGUGCGUUGGUGUGGCUAUGCGCCUUUAUUUUGUCCAUUCCCGUAAUUGUGAAUCGCGAUGUCUUUCCACUCGCCGAAGGCAUGGAGUUGAUGUGUCAUGACAAUGUGACAGCGGAAAACAUGGACAACUGGAGGUUGACCCUACGGAUUCUCCACCACACUUUGGGAUUCUUCAUACCGCUCGCCGUGAUGGUGUUCUGCUACGGUUUCACCGCGUGUAAGCUUUGCCACUCACGCAACAGCCAAAAGCAGAAGGCCAUGCGGGUCAUCUUGUGCGUCGUUCUGGCUUUUAUCAUCUGCUGGUUGCCCAAUAACAUCACAGAGUUCGUAGACAACCUGAUGCGAGCUGGUGGAGUGACGGAAACGUGCAAGAUGAGAGACAGGAUAGAUGUGACCUUGUAUGUCACAGAGGCGAUAGCUUUCACCCACUGUGCAAUAAACCCCAUCUUGUAUGCCUUUAUUGGGAAGAAAUUCCGCAACCAGCUCCUGACUUCUCUCUUUAAGAAAGGCCUGUUAGGUAGAGACGUGAUGUCGAAAUAUCGUGUGGGUUCUGUUUAUAGCUCCGGGAGCACUAGACACACGUCAGUGACGCUGUAGUCAACUGUAGUUCUGUUAUGAGGGUACAAAAGCCUUUUGCUUCUGUUAAAGAAAUAGUUUAGACACAAAUGCAAAUUUAGUCAUUAUUUACUUAUCCUUGUUAUAAAAAUACAGAGUUUGUAACAUAAUAGGGGUGAGUAAAAAUGACAAUUACCAUUUUUGAGUGCACUGCUCCUUUAAGAAAAUUACUUCUAUAUAAACUAAAUUCUGUUUUUUAAAACGGUACAGCAGGUUCAUGAAACAAGAUAUAAGAAAGAGUGUGUAUGUGUAGCUCUUCCUGAUGAUAAUGAUCUUUAAUUUUUUUUUCCUUUGGCUUGAGGUGACAUGCCACGCUCCUGCUUUUGAACACUGUGGGCCCAUAUCUAGUAAUAGAUCUAUGAAAAACACUCUGCAGAGGUUUCAGAUACUGUCAGAACAGAAUAACAGGUGAAAGCAGAGAUUGUCUUUUGUGUAGAAUUUUCAUCUGCAUUUUUACCUGUGUUGUAUGCAAUACCAUGGGUCAGUAAGCCUUUUAAAUGUUUUUUUUACAGAAGUCUCAUAUGCUCACCAAGGCUACAUUUAUUUGAUCAAAAAUACAGUCAACACUGAACACUGUAAAUAUUUAAAGGUCAAAAGAACAGUAUUUAUUUGAA
Molecule: messenger RNA, 2444 nt
Organism: Megalobrama amblycephala (Wuchang bream)
Lineage: Eukaryota; Metazoa; Chordata; Actinopteri; Cypriniformes; Xenocyprididae
Gene: cxcr2
Product: chemokine (C-X-C motif) receptor 2
Exons: 2
Coding region: 787-1812 (341 amino acids)
Biological process (GO): neutrophil chemotaxis; immune response; G protein-coupled receptor signaling pathway
Cellular component (GO): membrane
Molecular function (GO): C-X-C chemokine receptor activity
Source: RefSeq, a predicted model, not a curated record